CACAACUGGGACCGUUUGUUGCCAACAAGAGGUAACAGGAGAUAAAAUACAUGGAAAUUGACAUAAAGCGACAUCAAACUGUAAAUGUAUCUGCGACAAUAGCUUUUAAAACUUUUUCGAUUUCUAUUUAUACAAGUUUAGUUUAAGAAAGCUGUUGCUGUUAACUUUACCUGCGUCAAUAUUACUCCUCGAAACCGUCAACAUGGCGGCUGUAGACAAGCUGAAAGAACUAAACAUCACCGUGGAUGAAAUCGACAGACUGUCAAAAGCUUUCAAAGACGAGAAAUUCAAGAAGAUGCUGUUCGAUUACGCCCAUGAGUUAUCUGACCCUGAAAAUAAAAAAAGGUAUGAAGAGGAGAUCAAACUUCUGGAGCAGGAGAGAGGAAACACGAUUGAAUUCAUCCACCCGAAACCGUCCAGGGUUCUCAAGACGAGUGUGAACGGCAAGCAAAAGUGUUUUAUCAACAUCUGCAGCAAUGACAAAGUUGGGAAACCUGAACGUAAAUUGGGGGUGUCCGAGGAAGGGCGCAGGGGACAAUGCUGGGCCCUGCCCCACAGUCUGCACCCAGGGAGGCAGGACACAGAUCCAAAGGGGAACAAGAUCAUGAUCUAUGACGUCAUCUUCCAUCCUGACACUCUCCACCUUGCGAGCAGAAACAGAGGAUUUACCAAUAUGGUGGACAGCACAGCCAUUCAGGGAAUCCAGGAUAAUUUUAAAGUGACUCUGGAUAAAAACAACUUGAGGGAGAUCAAAUCAAAAUACAAAGGCCUGCCACAGCCCUGUGUCAUCCGAAAACCCAUACCUGGUUAUAAAAUGCCAUCAGAGGAGCCAGACCCUCUUGCAUUCCCAUACCCAGAUGAAAAGAGACCUACCCCGCAAACUAAGCCCCCAAAAUCACUUGCAUCAAAAAACAUAAACGAGGCUACACCUAAAAGCAUCCCGCCUCAGAAAGUUAAAGAGCCUACAAAGCCAAACUACACCGUUAAAUAUCGAUCGUUUACGGAUAUACAGGACUUCAGAUAUGCUCGAGACUCGGCCCAAAGCCCCAGGCCCAAAGAGAUAGUGGUUACCAUCGACAUGCCUCUUCUGAAGGCCGCCACAGAGGCCAGCCUCGAGGUGAAAGAGUGUCGGCUGAUGCUGCUGGAGUCCAAGGAGCCAGCCUAUAGACUGGAGUUGCCCUUAGCUUAUCCUGUGGAUGAAGAUAAAGGAGAGGCCAAGUUCAACAAACAGAAACAACAGCUCACAGUCACACUGCCCGUUCUCCCUUCUAAGGAAGCUUUUGAUUUUCAUCUAGGGCCUGCUCAGAGUAGUGUUAGUGAUGAUGAGAGGCAAGAGGAGAAUACUGAGAUGGAAGAGGAGGACAAAUGCAUUGAGGAGGAUUUGAGAAACCAGACAAGGGAGGAGGAAGUUGAAGAAGAGAGAGGUCAGGAGAUAGGAGAGGAGCAGAUGAGCGAAGGCCAGGAAUCUGAAGGAGAGAAGGAUACGUGGAGAAAGCAGAAGAGGGAAGGAGAACAUACUCAAGAAGAGGAAAUCAGUGUGGAGGAGGAGGCAGAAUGCAAAGAAGUGAAAGAAAAAGGCCAAGAAGGUGUGGUGGAGGACACAUUGAAAAAGCAGAAGGAAGCAAGUCUAAUAGAAGUUGGAGACUUUAACCUAGAGAAAAAUGAGACCCAUGGAGAUCGAAAUGAGACCCUUAAUGAGACCCAUGGAGAUAAAAAUGAGACCCUUGGAGAUAAAAAUGAGACCCAUGGAGAUCAAAAGGAGACCCUUAAUGAGACCCAUGGAGAUCAAAAUGAGACCCAUGGAGAUCAAAAUGAGACCCAUGGAGAUCAAAAGGAUCCCGUUCUUACGGGUUUUGAGGACGACACUGUUGAUGCUUCUGCUGAAGGAGAGAACGCAUUACCUGUGGAGGACGAGCUUGUGGCCUCCCCUGAAACAGAAAACCAGCCUGUUUUAAUCCCUGUUGAACAUUCAAGCUCUAUAGGAACAGAGGGAGGAGUGCAUCAGAAUUCUUGUUUGGAGUCACCACUUAAACUGAAGACUUCAGACAUCAACGCGGAGACUGGAAAGAAAAAGGAUCAUGUAAAUGGAGAUGAGGUGGAAGAUGCGUCAUUUCUAUAUGACAGAUCCGGUGAGGAAUCCCAAACCUUCCUAGACGCUAACGCUGAAAACAACAUAAAGGGGUGCGACAUUCCCCAGGAGUCCAGCGAGAUGCCUGCAGCAGAGGAAGCAACCAAGUCAAGCAGAGGAGAUUCGGAAGACGGUGCCCCCCCCUCCCCUGAGGAAUCGAGGGGGGGCGUGGAUGAAGACGACCUGCCGACGGAGCAAAUCCUCCGGCCUAAGAAGAGCAGGACACCACCUGCGUUAUUGAGGGAGAUUGAUGAAGAUGGGAAUGAAACAGUCAUCAGCGAUCAUUCCACAUCUGCUGGGUUCAUCUUUCAAAACACCCUGAUGUUUGAGCUGGACUGAGGAAAGCGUGCAAACCUUUUUAAUGCCAGUAUUUAGAGGGAAUCUGCAGUGUGUCAAACAAUAGAACAUCUUCAUAUUUUCAAUACCUGACCUUUCUCUUCAGUAUUUUAAUGUAUGACAAAUUCAUCCCUUCCCAGAAAAAAAUACUUUAGACAAAAAGUUGUUACUUUUAUUUGAUUAAAUUCACAUUUAUAUACAAUUGUGGGUUGUAAUAAACAGUAAAACCAA
Molecule: messenger RNA, 2695 nt
Organism: Notothenia coriiceps (black rockcod)
Lineage: Eukaryota; Metazoa; Chordata; Actinopteri; Perciformes; Nototheniidae
Product: protein kintoun
Exons: 2
Coding region: 203-2467 (754 amino acids)
Biological process (GO): axonemal dynein complex assembly; cilium-dependent cell motility; epithelial cilium movement involved in extracellular fluid movement
Cellular component (GO): cytoplasm
Source: RefSeq, a predicted model, not a curated record